AGUCCAUUAUUAUACAAUAACCAAAACGUGAUCGUCGCGAGUGCAGCAGAGCAUCGACUCGGCACUGACCAUAAUAAGCACCCUGCACUAUUAAAUACUUCUCGCGACUUCGUUCCCCCUCCGCAAUCUCUUCGGCAACAAAAUCGAACAAAAAUACAGAAAAGUCCUUGAAUUGCUACCCGGCGGUUGCACCGGCUGGAAACGUGACUUCUCAGUUCUAUAUACAUGUCCAUACUUAUAUCUACUAUUCGCUGGAGGGUGAUGCACAUGCAAAAGUGUCUGUGCGUGUGCGCGCGUGUGUAGUUCUAUGUUGAGGCCGCAGGCGAUCACGAUCAAGAACAGGUUCUCCUGCAAUUACGUAUGCCGUGAAAGAGUUGGAGAGACGCAGAAUCCUUCUUCUACGUGGGCAUCGUCAGCUGGACCAGCAGUCGCGCGCUGGCACUAGAACCGAGAGAACUACCUGUCGAGGUAGUCUGAACGAGAAGCUUAUCAUCGACGUUGAGAAGAGACAAUGGCACUGUCACGCAUCGGCAACUCGGCCGAUCUCGCGAAUCUCUUCGUGAGGUCGUCCUAUGCAGCGACGAGCCCGCGCCAUGGACGUCAGAACGUUGAGAAGCUGCACGCGACGGUAGUGCGUCGUUACCCCGAGGCACCUCGGAUAAGCCUGCCCUCCAACGUCUCGGAGAUCUUCAACACCGAGACGUCGCGAUUCGCGCCCGAACGAGCCCGCGACCUGUUGGCUCCGCUCUGUCUCUACGGCUCGAACACCAUCGGCAACAGCGACUCUGCUGCUUCGUCCAACAUCUUUGGCUUCGCUAAUUCCAUCAAGAUGCAGCAACUCGACUCGAGGGUCGAAUCCUACGACUGCUUCGGAUCUGUCAGCCUGAACGGCUCGAUGCAGACCAACGUACCCAAGCCGUUCUGCGCCAACGGAAAGGACACGUAUCUCAACAUGCCCGGGGGACAAUGGGCCAGAGAUAGCAAGUACUUGGCGGAGAACAUGAGAAAGUCGCAUUUUAAGAUCUUUCAGAUGAGACAUGCCAAGAGGUCCGGUGGAUUGGAUGGUCUGUACAGCACGAGAGCACUUGCCGCAAGCGAUCCAGUCGUUCGCAGCUACUCGACGAGCGUCGGUACCAAGACUGAGAGCAAGAUGAGCGCGGUCAAGCCCACAGAAGAGAAAAAAGAUGGAGAGGGAGAGAAGGCUCAGCAGAAGAAGACGCCGCUCGUACUGAGCAAGAGGGAAAGAAUGCAAAUCCUGAUCAAAGACUACGGAAAGACGAUUAUCGUCUUUCACGUCGGCAUAUCUCUUAUAUCGCUUGGAAUUUUCUACACGAUCGUGUCAAGCGGGUUCGAUCCAACGCCGAUAAUCCAGUACUUCAGCGGCGGCACGCCGGAGAAAGCAGGCGAGGACGAGUUGGUCACCAAUAUAAUGAGCGAAGGCUCGACCUUCUUGAUCGCGUACGCUGUGCACAAGCUCUUCGCGCCGGUCAGGUUGUCGCUAACCCUUGCCCUGACGCCGAUGCUCGUCAAGUACCUGCGACGCAAAGGCAUCAUCAAGCCCCCUAAGAAGUUGAAAGCUGCGUUGGAGUCAGCCAAUACCACUGCGCCCAGAUGAACGAUGCCGGACACGACGAAGCGUGUUGCUUGGCGAUGGCUGCAGAUUUUCUGCCGGUCAACUUGUUAAAGUUAUUCGUUUGAGGUCGUUGACGCGGAAUUGCAGUGGCGUUGCGACCGAUGCUUCGUUUUGUACUGAAUCAAACAUAGAUUUAAAGGACACGAUUUUGCCUCUAGAUGCGGUGCGGAUUUACUUAUUUAAUUUGUCGAAGACUGCCAGUUAGUUCUGUAAAAUUCAAAUGAAUAUAACGUUGCGGCAUUACUCAGCGUUAUGUUUUAUAAAGGAAUAAAGGCAAUAAGUAAUAAACGUAUUCUAAUUCGUAA
Molecule: messenger RNA, 1938 nt
Organism: Nasonia vitripennis (jewel wasp)
Lineage: Eukaryota; Metazoa; Arthropoda; Insecta; Hymenoptera; Pteromalidae
Exons: 4
Coding region: 512-1615 (367 amino acids)
Cellular component (GO): mitochondrion
Source: RefSeq, a predicted model, not a curated record